AACCAGCAGCAGCAGCAGCUUGACAGCGACGCUGAUCAGAGACAGAGAUCAGCUGGUUCUGGUCCUGGUUCUCCCCCUGAUUCCCGGUUCUCCUCUGGUCCAGAGCUCCAGGUCCCCGGUUCUACCCCCGGUUCUCCCCCUGGUCCAGGUCCCGGCAUGUCGGGCCCGGCCCCCCCUCACCCCCGCCGGCUCCAGCUGGACGACACGGAGCCGCUGACGGCGCUGAUCGAGGCCAGCCAGAGCCUGCACAGCCACACGGAGUACAUCAUCCGGGUCCAGAGGGGCGUGUCCUCCGACAACAGCUGGCAGGUCGUCCGCCGCUACAGCGACUUCGACGUCCUCAACAGCAGCUUGAUGGUGUGCGGGAUCACCCUGCCCCUCCCCCCCAAGAAGCUGAUAGGGAACAUGGGGCGGGACUUCAUCGCGGAGCGGCAGCGCGGCCUGCAGUCCUACCUGGACCACAUUACCCAGCAUGCCCUGCUGUCCACCUGCCUGGCGGUGAGGAGGUUCCUGGACCCGGAAAACUACAGCUGCAACUACACAGAACUCGCCCUCCAGCAGGUCUCCAUGUUCUUCAGGUCCGAUCCAAAGUGGGAGAUUCUGGAGCCGCUGAGAGACGUCGGGUGGAGGAUCAGGAAGAGAUACUUCCUCGUCAAAAACAAGACACAGCCCAAGGAACGGUACCUGCUGAGCUGGGUGGAUCUGGGUCCGGAUAAGUUCCUGUCAGACAAAGACCUGCAGUCGGCCCUGAAGCUGCUGACCCUCCUCCCGGUCUCCUCCUUCGACCCGCUCCUCUUCAGCAGCAGCAGUGAAUCCUCAGCUCUGCUGAUCAGGACCUUCAGGGAGACGGGAACGCUGAGAGACCAGCUCUGUAAAGUGAAGCCCCGGGACUCGUACCUGAGGAAGUACGGGAACCCCCGGAGGAGCCGGGGCCUGGAGCUGCCCCAGGUCCGGCUCUACGGCCGGCAGGUCCUGGAAUCCCUGAAGACGCUCCACGACUCCGGGAUCUUCUACGGACAUCUGCACGCCGCCAACGUCGCCGUGGACGACGGCGGCUGCCGCCUGCUGGACGUGGAGAACGGCAUGCUGGGAGUUCCCUCCGUGCUGAGGCCGGAGUUCACCCAGCUGAGGAAGAUCAACACCACCGAGAGCAUCGACGUCUUCUGCUUCGGUCACCUGCUGUUCGAGAUGCUGUACGGAAAACCUCCGGACCGGGUCCCUCUGGACCUGGACCAGGACCAGGACCUGGACCGGGACCUGGACCCCGCCGGGCCCUGCUCCGCUGUGGUGUCGGUCCUCAGGUCCAUCUUGUCCCCAGAAUCCUGUAAAACCGGGAUGCCGACGGUGUCGUCGCUCCUGCAGACGCCGUUGUUCCGUGACGUCCAGCUUCAGAACUCGGAGAAGCUCCAGAUGAAGGUUCCCGGCCGGCUGAAGGAGGCGCUGAAGGCUGCCAAGGAGAGUCUGGAGAAAAGGCUGCGGGAGGAGCAGAGGCUGCUGCACCAGCACCGGAGACUCACCAGAGCUCAGUCUCACCACGGAUCAGAGGAGCAGAAGAAGAGGAGGAAGAUCCUGGCCAGGAAGAAAUCCAGACAGUCGACGUACGAAAACGAAGACGACGCCUCGACCAGGAACAACAACAACUCUGGUUCUGGAGCCAGCUCUCCCCCCACUUGUCCCUCGUCCCCGACCCCCCCGUCCACCACAGGUACGUCCCCAUCUCCCUCGACUCCGCCCCCUCCCCCCGUGGCUCCGCCCCCUCCGUCGGCUGACUCCUCCCCCUGCCCGGCCCCUCCCUCCCUGUCCUCGGAGGGGGGGGGCCGCAACGCCCUGCUGAGCUCCAUCCAGACCUUCAGCAAGGGGAAGCUGAAGAAGGCCCCGCCCAUCUGACCCCGCCCCCCCAUGUGACCCCGCCCCCCCAUCGACCCGGUGGCCGUCGCCACGGCGACGGACCGAACCUCCCAGAUGUGAAAACGAAUGAGAAGAAAUCCAAGUAUCUAUUUUUGUAUCCUCCCUUCUCCUGGGGGGGCGGGGCUUUCUCCCGCCAAACAAGCCCCGCCCCCAUAAGGGGGAGGAGUCAAACAGCAUCUGCAGACGUCUCCAUGGCAACGGCAGCUGGAUGAAUGAACUUUGGCUGCUGAUGGUUUUUGCUUCGCUCUGGUUUCGCCGGAUCCAGAUCCUGGACCUGGACCUGGACCCGGAUCCCCCUGGA
This is a messenger RNA of Cololabis saira (Pacific saury), 2209 nucleotides long. It is a transcript of the gene pxk, whose product is annotated as PX domain containing serine/threonine kinase. Gene Ontology annotation, biological process: endosome to lysosome transport; early endosome to late endosome transport; protein phosphorylation. NCBI's taxonomy places the organism in Eukaryota, Metazoa, Chordata, Actinopteri, Beloniformes, Belonidae. Bases 157 to 1887 code for a protein of 576 amino acids. Gene Ontology annotation, cellular component: late endosome; extrinsic component of endosome membrane; early endosome. The transcript has 17 exons. Gene Ontology annotation, molecular function: protein kinase activity; actin binding; ATP binding. The record is from RefSeq and is a predicted model, not a curated record.